AUGCCUCAGGCUUCUAUGACCUACGACCCAUCGGGUGACGAGCGCACGCUGGCUCGGGAGCAGGAGGGCCUAGUGAGCGGGCGCAUGCAGGAAGCCAGCGGCCAGGGCAAGGUGGUCAUCCGCACUGUGGCUGCCAUUUCGGGCCUGGCCGCAGUCCUUGCGGUCUUCCACUUCGGCAAUGGUUUCGGCACCGUCCUCCGCGGCACGAAGAGCCAGAUGGCAUCCCCGAUACAGUUGGAAGAGAGUUGCGACCGUGCCGCUGACAAGGUGCAGCUCAAGGAUGUCAUUGAGCAGCGUGGCUUUCCGCUGUGCGUCAAGGUGGCCGACGUCCACAUGCCGCCCCUGCAUAAGAAAGACGACAGCUUGAAAGACCUGGACAUUAUCCGGCAUGGAUGGGGCUACACGUGCCCUGUGGCGAAGAUCGGGGUCUUUACCACGUGCUACGAGGUGAAGUGCGAAAAGAAGUCUGUGCAGGAGAUGGGCGAGCACGCCGCGGACCUGGCCCAGAAACAUGUUGGCGGCUUGAUGAGUUCCUUGAGCGAUGCCCUCACGGGCUCCGAUGACAAGGAGGAGAAGGAGAAGAAGAAGAAGGAUAAGGACAUGCCCGACACCGACCUGGGCGCGACCGUGAAGAGCGCGUGGAACUCGAUGCUGAGCGACUCUAACGAGAAGGACGUUUGCAUCGGUAGCCGGAAGGUUCACGUGUGGCCUGUUACUGAAUGA
This is a messenger RNA of Symbiodinium natans, 723 nucleotides long. NCBI's taxonomy places the organism in Eukaryota, Dinophyceae, Suessiales, Symbiodiniaceae. The record is from the annotation of a GenBank genome assembly.